AUGGUAGAAGCUGAUGCACGUAUUAGGUUGUAUGAGCCUUCCGAUGACAAACUGGUCAAGUUCAGCAUCGGGAAGGCUUCAAUGGAGGGUCUCGCAGUCGCUAAUCAAAGUGCCUGUUUCCACCCAUUCACGCUGAGUGCUUGGGUGGCCUUAUCAUGCAUUAUGAUCCAACUGCUCGACUGGUGGCCUAAACCAGAGUAUGGGCUACUUGGGUAUUUACCACCUCUUCCAGCCUUUGGAUGUUGGGGAGCUGUUAUGCUGUACCUCAUAGAUUGGUUCAAUCGCCCGCAAUUCGAAGAUGCGUCCAUGGAUUUGUUGCGAAGACCAGAUGUUGCGGACAUUGCAAAACAUUAUCAGCGGUCUCCCUCCUCAGGCUUUUUCAUCCUUGAAUAUUCCGGAAAGUUUGUUGGUCUCAUAGCUAUCGACGCGUCCAAGGACUCUCAGUCGCAAGAUACGCUGAUGGAUAAGAAAAAGUUAUCUUCUUCGCUGCCUGCGAAGAAGUCUCAAGGAACAUCAUCCGUCGCUACAAUCCGUCACUUCUACAUCGACGAGCCGUAUAGAAAAGCAGGAAUUCAAGAGGACUUGCUCGCACACGCUGUACAACAUGCAUUCAAAGCGGAUAGCGCAGUCAAAGAGAUCAAGGCGACCACGACUUCCCUGAUAGCUUAUUCUCAAAAGUGCAUCCGCGACGCCGGGUUUGCGUUGGAAAAGCCUCUUGGCAAGUUGGGUGUUUAUGGGUGGAAGCUUGACCUAGUCGUUCUCCGGAGGGCAUAUUGGGAGAAACAAGCUGCCGGAACCGUGUUAUAA
Suillus paluster is the source of this 807-nucleotide messenger RNA. RefSeq lists its product as uncharacterized. The coding region runs from base 1 to 807 and encodes 268 amino acids. The transcript is spliced from 3 exons. Gene Ontology annotation, molecular function: N-acetyltransferase activity. The record is from RefSeq and is a predicted model, not a curated record. Lineage: Eukaryota; Fungi; Basidiomycota; Agaricomycetes; Boletales; Suillaceae.